Messenger RNA from Fulvia fulva, 306 nucleotides. RefSeq names its product Fusaristatin A biosynthesis cluster protein. The transcript is spliced from 2 exons. The record is from RefSeq and is a predicted model, not a curated record. Lineage: Eukaryota; Fungi; Ascomycota; Dothideomycetes; Mycosphaerellales; Mycosphaerellaceae. The coding region runs from base 1 to 306 and encodes 101 amino acids.
AUGACGAUCCAGAGAGUCUACGCCUUCAACGUCCCCAACGAGGAGGACAUCCCAGGCAUGGUUCAAGCCUACAGAGACCUUGCCGAGGAGAACCAGAAGGAUGGCGAAAAGUACAUCCUCGACAUCAAGGCUUUCAAGCAAGAUGGUGACAAGUUCAACCAAAACUACAACUUUGUCGCAAUGACGCAGUUCAAGGAUGCCGAGGACAUGAAGUUCUACGACAACGAGUGCCCAGCUCACCAGAAGCUGAAGGAUGUCGGCAAGGGCAAGACCGGCCCACCGCUCAUCCUUUUCGGCAACCCAUAA